GGCGACGCCGCUCCCCGCUCGCUCUCCCCGCGCGCACUUCCGCGCAUGGCGCUGCUGCCCCGGGCGCUGGGCGUGGGCGCGACCCCGAGCCUGCGGCGAGCGGCGCGCGCGCUCACCUGCGCCAUGGCGAGUCCCGGCGAGCCGCAGUCCCCGGCCACCGCCGCCGCUUCCUUCGACUACCUGGUAAUCGGCGGCGGCUCCGGCGGGCUGGCCAGCGCGCGGCGGGCGGCGGAGCUCGGCGCCAGGGCCGCGGUGGUGGAGAGUCACAAGCUGGGUGGCACUUGCGUGAAUGUUGGAUGUGUACCCAAAAAGGUAAUGUGGAACACAGCUGUGCACUCGGAGUUCAUGCAUGAUCACGUGGAUUACGGCUUUCAGAGCUGUGAGGGUAAAUUCAAUUGGCAUGUCAUCAAGGAGAAGCGGGAUGCGUAUGUGAGCCGUCUGAACACCAUCUAUCAAAACAAUUUAACCAAGUCUCACAUAGAAAUCAUCCACGGCUAUGCAACAUUUGCAGAUGGCCCUCAGCCCACGGUGGAAGUCAAUGGGAAAAAGUUUACUGCUCCGCACAUCCUGAUUGCCACAGGCGGUGUGCCCACGGUGCCUCAGGAGAGCCAGAUCCCAGGUGCCAGCCUGGGGAUAACCAGCGAUGGCUUCUUUCAGCUGGAGGACUUGCCCAGCCGCAGCGUCAUUGUGGGUGCCGGUUACAUUGCCGUGGAGAUUGCGGGCAUCCUCUCUGCCCUGGGCUCCAAGACGUCUCUUAUGAUCAGGCAUGAUAAAGUACUUAGAAGCUUUGAUUCACUCAUCAGUUCCAACUGCACGGAGGAGCUGGAGAAUGCUGGUGUGGAGGUGUUGAAGUUCUCACAGGUUAAGGAAGUAAAGAAGACGUCAUCAGGCUUGGAACUCCACGUGGUCACUACAGUUCCUGGUAGGAAACCCACCACGACCACGAUUCCAGAUGUUGACUGCCUGCUCUGGGCCAUUGGACGGAACCCAAAUUCUAAGGGCCUGAAUCUAAAUAAAGUGGGCAUUCAGACGGAUGAAAAAGGCCAUAUCCUAGUGGACGAAUUCCAGAAUACCAAUGUCAAAGGCAUCUAUGCCGUGGGAGACGUCUGCGGGAAAGCACUUCUCACCCCAGUUGCAAUCGCUGCUGGCCGGAAACUUGCCCAUAGACUUUUUGAAUGCAAACAAGAUUCCAAAUUAGACUAUGACAACAUCCCUACCGUGGUCUUCAGCCACCCCCCUAUUGGGACCGUGGGGCUCACGGAAGAUGAAGCCGUUCAUAAGUACGGGAAAGACAAUGUGAAAAUCUAUUCGACUGCCUUCACCCCGAUGUAUCAUGCUGUGACCACGAGGAAGACGAGAUGUGUGAUGAAGAUGGUUUGUGCCAACAAAGAAGAAAAGGUGGUUGGCAUCCACAUGCAGGGGAUUGGGUGUGAUGAGAUGCUGCAGGGCUUCGCUGUGGCAGUGAAAAUGGGGGCUACCAAGGCCGACUUCGACAACACAGUCGCCAUUCAUCCUACCUCUUCAGAAGAGCUGGUCACCCUGCGCUGAGAGCCUGGAGACUCAUGUGGUUGUCAAUCCGACCAGCACGCCUCCGGGAGGAACCGAUCAAGUUUACAUCCUGCUUUUAGAUUUCUGUAGUUUAAUCAGGAACUUCCAGUAGUGUAAAUUUCCAGUCUCUCUCUUUCUCUCUCUCUCUCUCUCUCUCACACACACACACACACAAAAUAACUUAUGUGUCUAAUCGUGAGGUUGUUUUGUUGAUCUGGGGCUGGUUUUCGAUUGAUAAUAUUUACAAUAAUUAAUAUUUCGAUUUUUUUUUUUAAUUAACAGCCUUGUGUUUGUUGUGUUUUUCUUCCUUUGGCUCCAUUCCAAGUUUAAAUGUAUAUGACAUACACUCAAGUUAGUGCACCUAAUGGAUGAAUAUAGCGGGCUAAUUUCUUUCUUUUCUUUCUUUUCUUUUUUUUUCUUUCUUUUUCUGUGCAGCCCAGAGUGGCCUCAAACAGCUCACAAUCCUCCAGCUCUAGCGCCAUGGGUGUUGGAAUUCUAGGCCUGCAUUGCCUUUCCUGGCCUAGCUUGUUUUAUAUGAUGGGAAGUCUCCGUCUAUAAAUAUGCAAGUCUACAGAAUAUAUGUGCGGUAUUUUUGUUCUGUAUUGGAAAGCUGCCCCGAGGAUGUUACCUCUCUAUUCUUAUUUUAUCCUUGGCUCUGUUUUAAAUGAUUUAAAAUGGUUUGUAUUACUUUCAUGAAGCGAAGUGCAUUGAAGUUAGACUUGAGGCUGCUUAGGUAAGGGAGAGCUAUUCUGGAGGUGACUCUGCAUCCAGGAGGGGAGGUUGAGGCACCCCAGAGCCCUUCUUUCUGAGUAUUCCUACUUCAGUCGGUCAUUUCAGUAUCUCUUUGUUUUUUGUUAUUUUUUUAUGAAAACUUGCAAAAAUUUGAAAUUCACUGCAUUGUCUUAUAAAAUUUUUGAUAAACUGUA
Mastomys coucha (southern multimammate mouse) is the source of this 2474-nucleotide messenger RNA. It is a transcript of the gene Gsr, whose product is annotated as glutathione-disulfide reductase. NCBI's taxonomy places the organism in Eukaryota, Metazoa, Chordata, Mammalia, Rodentia, Muridae. Bases 46 to 1548 code for a protein of 500 amino acids. The transcript has 13 exons. Gene Ontology annotation, molecular function: glutathione-disulfide reductase (NADPH) activity; NADP binding; flavin adenine dinucleotide binding. Gene Ontology annotation, cellular component: cytosol; mitochondrion. The record is from RefSeq and is a predicted model, not a curated record. Gene Ontology annotation, biological process: cell redox homeostasis; cellular response to oxidative stress; glutathione metabolic process.